GAGCAAAAUGUUUCUUCUUAUAGUGUUCUUAUUGAUCAUCAUCCCCAUUUGCACAUACAAUGUAUCCAAGGCGCGCUUCGAUCGAGGCUCGCAAAGCACCGCGUUGCAACGGCCACCAACGGUUCCCUAUCUAGUUCCCGGGGUCUUUCACGCUUUCAGCCUAGCAUUUGACGGACCGCAGAAGUACUUUGCGACUUUGAUUAAGGAACAUGGCAAAUUUGCACCUUUUGCUGUCAAGGCAGGAUUACGAUCAUUCGUCGUUCUCCGGGAUCCUGAACACGUGAAGAAGAUCAUCGAUGCAUCCAAGCAACAAGGGUCAGAUGUCUCCGACAGUCGCAUUCAUGAAGUCACUUUUGGUUCAUCCAAAGCGGUUACAAAUCUGCUUGCCGGUAGUACGCCAAGUGAUGGAAAAAAGGAAAAGACCAGACAAGUGCGCACGGCAUUGACGCAAAAGUACCUAACCGGCACAUCGCUGGCUAACAAGACUAAUACCUAUGUCAACACACUUUCGCGUAAUAUGAAUGACAAAAUGUUCCAAGUCGGGAGCUGGACUCAGAUCGAGGACGUUUGGUCCUUCUUCCAACAAGUCCUCACCAGAUGCUCUGUAGAAACAUUCUUUGGAUCGGCAAUAUUCAAACAAUACCCUAAGCUCAUCAAGGAUUACUGGCUAUUCGAAGAUGCGGUCGAAGGCUUUGUACCAGGCAUGCCACUUCUCCUCGUAUCAGGCUCAUACAAAGAGCCUCGCGAUCGCUUGUGUCAGAACAUCGAGAAAUGGCUGAAACUAAAUCACAGCGGUACUGAGUUUGCAAAGGUUGGGGAGGAAGAUCCGGAUGUGGAUGAACACAAGGGUUCGAAGUUUAUCCAAGAAAGCGAUGAUCUUCUUGCCAAGACCGCACUGCCCCUAGAGGCUCGGACAGCAGAGAUGCUGGACAUCAUACACUGCUCCAACGCGAACUUCAUUCCUUCCACAAUUUGGACACUGAUCGAAAUUUUACGCAAACCUCAUUUAGCCGAACACCUCACUAGUAUCAUCACCGAAUACCGCUCACCAAAACUAGGCACGUACGAUGUAACUGGUAUCGCAACUCUGCCUCUGAUGAAAUCACUGAAAGAGGAGAUUAGCCGUCUACGUGUGGCACAGUACAUGGCCUACACCAACGAUUCCAGCGAUAUCGUCUUGGAUAAGCGUUCGGUCCUUCCCAAAGGUUGUACAGCGAUAGCGUUUUCGCAAGACUUUGCGCUCAAUGCGGAGUUGUGGGCUAGUGCGCGACCCCGCGUUGUUGAGAAAUCCUUGGAGGAGUUCUGGGCUGAGCGCUUUCUGAUACCAGAAUAUCAGAAUACAAAAGUAUCAAGUAAGCAGCGAAAGAGCAAGGAUGGCAUCGAAACAGGGCAGUUCAGUAUGGAGGGGCUAGAGCAGUUGGCACCAGCUUUUGGAAAUGCGCAUGCUAUUGGAUUGGGCAGGGAAUACACUGAGGCCAUGCAGACUGCGACUUUGGCCGUCUUGUUGAGCGAGUUUGAGUUUGAACUUUGCGACCCGGAUGCGACGGACGCAGCAAUGCCGCAACUGCGUGAGGUCGCUUUCGGAACCGUGCGACCACAGGAAGGUGUAACUGCGCGCAUACGAAAACGGAAAGCUGGUGGGAAGGUUUGAUGUCCUUCAAUAUUGUAGGUCAAAGUUGGUUCCAAUGGUGGCGCAUGGCAACCAUGCACCUGCAUCUCGUAAGCACAUGUCAUUAGUUGGUACAACUGAGUAUGGGUGGGAUGACAAUUUAGACGCCGUAUUCAGCCACAAUCUACGCUGCAGUGUACAUUCUUGUAUGUAAGACAUUUUCUGUGGCAUCAUUACCCCACUUUGUGUGGCUUUGUGUAAUGUUCCUCGCUCGCCCCCGGAACUCUCACAACAACAGACACAAUCACCUAC
Molecule: messenger RNA, 1921 nt
Organism: Pyrenophora tritici-repentis Pt-1C-BFP
Lineage: Eukaryota; Fungi; Ascomycota; Dothideomycetes; Pleosporales; Pleosporaceae
Product: putative cytochrome P450
Molecular function (GO): heme binding; steroid hydroxylase activity; iron ion binding
Source: RefSeq, a predicted model, not a curated record